AUGGCGUCUGCGGUCUCUGCGCCUCCUCCGAUGGAGAAGGCGUCUUCGCCCUUCGCUACGGCCGCUUCCGCGCCCAGUCGGCUCACCGCCGCCCAUGUGGUUCCUUGGGUGGAGAAAUAUCGCCCGCGACGCGUUGAGGAGAUGGCCCACCAAGAAGAACCGAAAAAGAUGCUCAGACGCAUCCUGGAAACUGGAAAUAUGCCACACCUGCUCUUCUACGGGCCUCCAGGAACUGGAAAAACGUCGGCAGCUUUGGCCCUCGUUCGCGAGUUGUUUGGACGCGAAGAAGCGAAAAACCGCCUGCUGGAGUUGAAUGCGUCAGACGAUCGAGGCAAGCGGAAACCAAACGGGGUGUGCUUGGGCAGCGGAGAGACUGUCCGGAGAGGAGCGCCUAUCAAACAGGACAGGAACAGCAUCAAGGUAGUGAGAGAGCGAAUCAAGCAGUACACAAAAACGAACAUCGCAAAGGGGAAAAUCAACCCCGAAACCGGCAGGGAAAUGCCUGCGUGGAAAAUUGUCAUUCUCGACGAAGCCGACAUGAUGACGCAAGACGCCCAGUCGGCGUUGAGGAGAAUCAUGGAAGCUUUUUCUCGCACAACCCGCUUCAUCAUCAUCUGCAACUACGUCCACAAAAUCAUCGAUCCCAUCUUUUCGCGGUGUUCGCCCCAUCGGUUUGAGCCUGUGGCCCGAGAGGCUCAGAAGGCGCGCAUCCGCCACAUCUGCGAGAGCGAAGGCCUGGCGGUGACUACAGGCGCCGUGGACGCUCUUCUUCGCAUAUCCCAGGGGGACUUGCGACGCGCUGUCACUCUUCUCCAGUCGGCCGCCAGCAUCUACGACGACAACUUAACUGAAGAUGCCAUUCUUGAAGUCGCAGGCCAACCGCCGGCUCGCAUCGUCACGGAUUUUCUCCGCGCCUGCCAGGCCUCGCCGGAUGCGGCAAGCUCCGAAGUGGACAACGUUAUCAGCCAGGGAUGGGACGUCUGCCUCCUCCUUCAGGAGAUGAUUCGACAAGUCGUGAUUUCGCCUCAUCUGAAAGAUCUGCAAAAGGCUCGCGUGGUGAACGACAUUGCGCAGAAGGAGUACGCAGUGUUUCAAGGGGCGAGUCCGUACUUGCAGCUCCUCUCCCUGUCGCUGCGGAUCCACGACUGCCUCGCUGCGCCGUGA
Molecule: messenger RNA, 1164 nt
Organism: Neospora caninum
Lineage: Eukaryota; Apicomplexa; Conoidasida; Eucoccidiorida; Sarcocystidae
Exons: 13
Coding region: 1-1164 (387 amino acids)
Biological process (GO): DNA-templated DNA replication; DNA repair
Cellular component (GO): nucleus; DNA replication factor C complex
Molecular function (GO): DNA binding; ATP hydrolysis activity; ATP binding
Source: RefSeq, a predicted model, not a curated record